This is a messenger RNA of Cygnus olor (mute swan), 2599 nucleotides long. Its product is annotated as cytochrome c, somatic-like. The coding region runs from base 1017 to 1334 and encodes 105 amino acids. The record is from RefSeq and is a predicted model, not a curated record. Gene Ontology annotation, biological process: mitochondrial electron transport, cytochrome c to oxygen; mitochondrial electron transport, ubiquinol to cytochrome c. Lineage: Eukaryota; Metazoa; Chordata; Aves; Anseriformes; Anatidae. Gene Ontology annotation, cellular component: mitochondrial intermembrane space. The transcript has 3 exons. Gene Ontology annotation, molecular function: electron transfer activity; heme binding.
GGGGCACCGUGUCCGCCCCCCCGGUCAAGCCGGGCCACCUAGGGCAGGCUGGCCACGAUCGCGUCAGCUUUGGAGCAUCUCCAAGGAGGGAGGAGGCUCCACAGCCUCUCCGGGCAGCCUGUGCCAGCUCUCGGCCUCUGGUGUUUGUCCCUUGUCCUGUCCCGGGGCACCAUAGAAAAGGGCCUGGCUCCUUCUUGGCACCUUCCCUUCAGACAUAUAUAUAUGUAAGUCCCGGGGCAGCCUUCUCCAGGCUGAUCAGCCCCAGCUGCUCUCAGGAGAGGUGCCCCCGUCCCAUAACCAUCUCCGUAGCCGUUCGCGGACCCCCUGCAGCAGCUCCAUGUCUCCCGUUCCGCGGGGGGCCCCGACCUGGGCGCAGUACUGCAGGUGCUCAGAGGCAGGACCACCUCCCUCGUCCUGCAGUCACACUUCUCCCAGCGCAGCCCAGGAUCCUGUCCUCCUUCACAGCCAGGGCACUGGCUCACCGUCAGUUUAAGCAUCCACCAGGUCCUUUCCUACAAAGCUGCUUAGAGAGUUCACCACAUCUCUAACAGCUGGGUCCAAACGCAAGCAGCUCUCCAGCAGACCACCAGGGCAGCCAGGGUGUCGUGGCCGUGACCCGAGGACGCCAUUUGCUGGGGGCUCCCAAGCCUGUGCCUUGCUGCACGUGGGGCCUCCGGCUGCCGGCGGCCCUAGCCUGCUCCUGCCUGCGGCGGAGCCCGGGGGCACCUCCAGCUCGGUACCGGCCAUUGAACACCCCCCGCGGUGCCCUGCCGCUGGGACCGUUGCGACAGUUGCGACAUGGCACGACGCCCGCUGCCGCCCGCUCCCGCCAGAACAAUCGGGAGAGGCGGCGGCCAGCGGCAGCCUGCGGCGGGCCCGUUGGGCGCUGGGCGCUCCCCGGGGGCGGCACCGAGCCGGCGGCACCAGCCCCGCCGUCAGGGCGCCGGGCCCUGGGAGAGGCCUCGGGGCGGAGGCCCCGUUAGCACUGGCCAGCUGAAAGGCGACAGAAGCUCAAAAUGGGUGACGUUGAAAAAGGCAAGAAGAUCUUUAUUCAGAAAUGUUCUCAGUGCCACACAGUUGAAAAAGGUGGAAAGCACAAGACAGGACCAAAUCUUUGGGGUUUAUUUGGCCGCAGAACAGGACAAGCUGCAGGAUUUUCUUACUCAGAUGCAAACAAGAACAAAGGAGUUACCUGGACUGAGAGUACACUGAUGGAGUAUUUCGAAAACCCUAAGAAAUACAUUCCUGGUACAAAAAUGAUUUUUGCUGGAAUUAAAAAGCAGAAUGAAAGAGCUGAUCUUAUUGCAUACUUGAAAAAAGCAACUUCUUCAUGAAACAUGGCUGCAGCAGCUGUAGUAACAGUGCAAAUGCUUUUAAUUUUGAGUAGCUGCUAUGUCAGGUUUUAGCAUUUUGAUGUUUAUUGUUCAUUAGGGACUGGCCUUAGCAAAACCAAAGAAAUGUAUGUUUUAAGAUGCUGCAUCCUAAUAAAUAACACUGAGAGGUGAGCAUUAUUUAUAUCGUGUCAUGUAGUAGUUCAUAGACCUUUGUGGAGUGCACUACAGGAAAAUAUUGUUCCUUUCUCUAAGGAGAUCUGGGAGCCCAAUUCUGCAACUAGUUAUUCAAACACUGAAACUAUUAUUAUCUGGUUGUGGCUACAUAAAUACGAAAGCUCCUAUAAGUAUUAGAACUGAUGACUAAAUUAAGUUUUUCUUUUGGAGAAAAGCCCUCAGUAUUACCAUCUGGGAAGAAAGGUACUAUAUACAGUAGACAGGAGAAUAUGACGUUACAUUAAAAGAACACUGUAUGAAGAUGAUGGAAGUGGAAUAUCAGGAACAUCAAAUAUGUUUAGGGGACAAGGAACCUUUCAGUCAUUAUGUUCACCUAAAAGAAUCUUGAGAUUCUUUUUGUUUUUUGUGAAUCUUCUUGUUUUAAAAAUAUAACCCUUCUCACUGUGUUGUUAGUGUUCCUUCAUGUAUUAAAACAACAUAAUCAUCUACCAGUCUUCUUUCAGAGAUGUGGAUUUUUUUCUCCGCUUGAUGCUAAUAUAUGAAGGUAUGCUCAAACAUGUAGAAUGAAUGAGGGCUGACUAGCUCAAGCAAUUGAGAUUAGUAAUACAUAUUUUCACGAACAGUGGAGGAUUGAUGAAGGUGAUUAAAGCCCUCCUAAAACCUCCUCAUAAAUCUCUACUCUACCACUUGAAUUGGGAUUUACAAUGUAAUUAUCUGUUUACACAAAUGAUUUUAAAAUGAUUAAAACAAAACUCUACUCAAGCAAGGUUUCCUUAUGUCAUCACAGAAGGGAGCAUUAGUACAAAACUAAUCGUAUCUGUUCUCAGGUACUUAUUUUAUCAGUAUUGUUCCAAUGCUUGCCAACUACGGGCUUUAACUAGUUGUCUUACCGUGUUCCAUAGAGGUGAAUUCUGUUUUUAACUAAGGGAGUAAGUGAGAGUGGGGUAAAAAGUUCUGUGACAAGUGAAUGAGUACCUGCUUUUCUUUUCUUUUGUACUCUAGCUGUAAGAUACUUUCCACUUUCAAUUUAAUAGUUAGGACUUGUUCUAUUGACUGUUUAGACAAUUAAAGUACCUGCCUGAAUGACAAAA